Hyla sarda is the source of this 1202-nucleotide messenger RNA. RefSeq names its product dehydrogenase/reductase 7B (gene DHRS7B). Bases 139 to 1119 code for a protein of 326 amino acids. Gene Ontology annotation, molecular function: oxidoreductase activity. The transcript has 7 exons. NCBI's taxonomy places the organism in Eukaryota, Metazoa, Chordata, Amphibia, Anura, Hylidae. The record is from RefSeq and is a predicted model, not a curated record. Gene Ontology annotation, cellular component: membrane.
CGGUCCAGGAGCCGCUCAGUUGUAGGGUGCAUCGUGACGUCAUCGGUCGGGUAUUUUUUGUAGAUUGGGGAUGUAGUUGUCUAUGUCCAGUCUCCUGACUGCAGCAUCCGGACGGGCCGUGUCCGCAGCUCUGUUUAUAUGCUGCGCACAGUAUCCCAGAAGGGCGUUUCUGGCUCAAAGCGUACACUGAUGGACCUGACGUCAUGGGUCAUCAUUCCCUUCCUUUUUGGCAGUAUCGGGAUCUACAGUCUGUUCAGGCUCUUGCAGAGGUUACGUAGUAGUGAUUACAUUCAAGACGCUGUUGUUGUUGUUACUGGUGCUACAUCUGGAUUAGGAAAAGAAUGCGCAAAAGUAUUUUAUAAAGCUGGUGCACAGCUUGUGCUCUGUGGGCGCAAUGAAGAAGGGUUAAAAGAUCUGAUAAAUGAGCUGUCUCUGAUACGAAAAGGAUCCAUUCAGUUUCAUAAGCCACAUAUGGUAAUAUUUGACCUCUCAGACGUGGAGGCUGUAACAAGUGCAGCAAAAGAGAUUCUUCACCUUGUGGGGAAGGUGGACAUUCUCAUUAACAAUGCAGGGAUCAGUUAUCGUGGCACAAUUCUCGACACCAAGGUUAGUGUGGACAGAAUGAUCAUGGACACAAACUAUUUUGGACCAGUCGCACUGACUAAAGCUCUUCUGCCAUCAAUGAUCAAGAAUAAAAGAGGACAUAUUGUUGCAAUCAGUAGUGUUCAAGGAAAGAUAAGCAUCCCUUUCAGAUCUGCAUAUUCAGCAUCUAAACAUGCUACCCAAGCUUUUUUUGAUUGCUUAAGGGCUGAAAUGGUGUUGCACAAUAUUCCGGUCACUGUAAUAAGUCCAGGAUAUAUUCAAACCAACCUGUCACUUAAUGCUGUGACUGAAGAUGGGUCCAAAUAUGGAGUAAUGGACAAGACAACAGAAGAAGGAAGAACACCAGAAGAGGUGGCACAAAUCGUCUUGAGAGCUGUUGGAGAAAGGAGUAAAGAUGUACUGGUAGCUGGACUGGUGCCAACACUCGCUGUGUACCUGAGGACUCUUGCUCCAAAAAUAUUUUUUUCUUUCAUGGCAGCUAGAGCUAAAAAAGAAAGGAAGCUUAAAAAUGCAUAGCAUGGCAUUCUGUCCUCCAGAAGACCAAAAGUACUAUGCCAUAAUAAAUGUAUCCUGGCGACAUGACCUGGUUACUCAGCAAA